Messenger RNA from Pteronotus mesoamericanus, 2262 nucleotides. It is a transcript of the gene FAR2, whose product is annotated as fatty acyl-CoA reductase 2. The coding region runs from base 336 to 1883 and encodes 515 amino acids. The record is from RefSeq and is a predicted model, not a curated record. Lineage: Eukaryota; Metazoa; Chordata; Mammalia; Chiroptera; Mormoopidae. The transcript is spliced from 12 exons. Gene Ontology annotation, biological process: long-chain fatty-acyl-CoA metabolic process. Gene Ontology annotation, molecular function: alcohol-forming very long-chain fatty acyl-CoA reductase (NADP+) activity. Gene Ontology annotation, cellular component: peroxisome.
CCCUCGACACGGUCGCCCUGCGGCCUGCAGGACCCCGCCAACCCCUCGCCCUCCUUCCGCCCCAGCCGAGGCUGCCGCCGGCUCCGCGCCCGAGGCGGAGGCCGCGGGGAAAGUCGGGGGGAGGGUGGUUUCCUCCCGCCCCACACCCAGCCUCCGAGCCGGAUAUAUAGUGUACCAUUCGGGAGCAGAAAGACAAGAGCAGUUUCCUAGCGGUUGGAGCAUUUCCCGUGGCCUCGGGGAAGGACCGGGAUUUGGAGGAGCGCGCGUUGACCACCACCCCGAGCCGGAGGCACAGGGACCUCUUUCUGGAGCCAUCAAAGACAAAGAGAAGAAUCAUGUCCACGAUUGCAGCUUUCUAUAGUGGCAAGUCCAUUCUCAUUACUGGGGCCACAGGCUUCCUGGGAAAAGUGUUGAUGGAGAAGCUAUUUCGCACCAGCCCCGACCUGAAAGUCAUUUACAUCCUUAUGAGGCCCAAAGCUGGCCAGACCCUGCAGCAGAGGGUUGUCCAGAUCUUAAAUAGUAAGCUGUUUGAAAAAGUCAAAGAAGUUUGUCCGAACGUGCAUGAGAAGAUCAGAGCUAUUUACGCAGACCUCAACCACAAUGACCUGGCCAUCAGCCAACAGGACCAGCAGGAGCUGCUCUCCUGCACGAACAUCGUCUUCCACUGCGCAGCCACCGUCCGCUUCAACGACAGCCUCCGACAUGCCGUGCAGCUUAAUGUUAUCGCCACCCAGAAGCUCUUGCUCAUGGCCAGUCAGAUGCCAAAGCUCGAGGCCUUUGUACAUAUCUCUACUGCCUUUUCAAAUUGUAACCUGAAGCACAUUGACGAAGUUAUCUAUCCAUGUCCCGUGGAGCCAAAAAAAAUCAUUGAUUCCAUGGAGUGGUUAGACGACUCCAUUAUUGAUGAGAUCACACCCAAGCUGAUCCAUGACUGGCCCAAUACUUACACGUACAGCAAGGCCUUGGGAGAGAUGGUGGUGCAGCAGGAGAGCGGGAACCUGAACAUCGCCAUCGUGAGGCCCUCCAUCGUGGGAGCAACCUGGCAGGAGCCCUUCCCAGGUUGGGUUGAUAACAUAAAUGGACCCAGUGGGCUCAUUAUUGCGACCGGGAAAGGCUUCCUCCGGGCCCUGAGAGCUGCUCCAAUGGCUGUGGCAGAUCUGAUUCCAGUCGAUACAGUCGUCAAUCUCACCUUGGCUGUAGGAUGGUACACAGCAGUUCACAGACCUAAAUCAAUAUUAAUCUACCACUGUACAUCUAGUAACGUUAAUCCCUGUCACUGGGGCAAAAUGGGAUGCCAAGUCUUGGCAAGCUGUGAAAAAAUCCCAUUUGAGAAAGCUUUUAGGAGGCCAUAUGCUGACUUCACAACCAACACCAUCACAACCCAGUACUGGAAUGCAGUGAGCCACCGGGCCCCUGCCCUCAUCUAUGACCUCUAUCUGCGGCUCACAGGCCGGAAGCCCAGGAUGACAAAGCUCAUGAAUCGGCUUUUAAGAACCACUUCCCUACUGGAGUACUUCAUCAACCGGAGCUGGGAGUGGAGCACAAACAACACAGAAAUGCUGAUGUCUGAGCUGAGUCCCGAAGACCAGAGGGUAUUCAACUUCGAUGUACGCCAGUUGAACUGGUUGGAAUACAUUGAAAAUUAUGUUUUAGGAAUUAAGAAGUACUUAUUGAAGGAGGAUAUGGCUGGGGUCCCAAAAGCAAAGCAACACUUAAGAAAGCUCCGAAACAUUCACUACCUCUUUAAUACUGCCCUCUUCCUCAUCGCCUGGCGCCUUCUCAUUGCAAGAUCACAGAUGGCUCGGAAUGUCUGGUUCUUCAUUGUGAGCUUCUGUUAUAAACUUAUCUCCUACUUUAGGGUAUCCAGCAUGCUCAAGGCCUAAGAACAUUUGUCAGUCUUCAUUUAUCUGGAACCUCUCAGAUACCUCUAAAACAGCAAACUGUGGUUCUCAAGAUUAGGAAUAACAAAGAAUAUGCCCAACCUCAUUACCUGUCAAAUGUGCUGUCCUGUAUUCAUCCCUGUUUCGUAAUUAUAUGUUCUUUUUAUUGCAGUAAGAGAAGUCAUAUCCUAGCCUAUAAUCAUAUACAUUUUAGGAAAAAAAUCAUUUCCAGACUGUUUCCUAACACUCUAUGUCCUUGACUAAAAAACACCAAAGUACAAUCCUAUUUCCACAUUUAGCUUUUUUCUCCUUGAAAGGUCUAGUUUCAACUCAAAAAACAUGGAUGAAAACAUGGCAGAAGCUGAAUUAUGCCAAAAAAAAA